Punica granatum (pomegranate) is the source of this 1642-nucleotide messenger RNA. The record is from RefSeq and is a predicted model, not a curated record. Lineage: Eukaryota; Viridiplantae; Streptophyta; Magnoliopsida; Myrtales; Lythraceae.
AUGGAGUAUAUAUUACAAACUGGGAUGCAGCGUAGGACCGUAACUGUCCGGACAUCGUGGCUGGUGGACAGCAACAGAAUUGCCACGAAGAUCAAGAGUGCAUCUGGUGCAAACAAUCCCGAGAGUGUUAAGUGGAAAAGCAAUCCAACCAGGGCAUGCCCGAAUUGCCUAUAUACUAUUGACAAUAGUGAUGUUGCUCAACAAUGGCCAGGCUUACCAAGAGGUGUAAAGUUUGAUCCAUCUGAUCAAGAAAUAAUAUGGCAUUUGCUUGCAAAAUCUGGGCUGGAAUGUCUAAAACUCCACCCUUUCAUUGACGAGUUCAUUCCGACUGUGGACCAAGAAGAUGGAAUUUGUUAUACACAUCCUCAGAAUUUACCUGGUGUCAAGCAAGAUGGAAGUGUAUCCCACUUCUUUCAUCGGGCCAUCAAGGCAUACAACACCGGCACAAGAAAGCGCCGGAAGAUUCUUGGUGAUGAUUUUGGGGAUGUUCGCUGGCACAAGACUGGAAGGACUAAACCAGUGAUUCUCGAUGGGGUCCAGAAGGGGUGUAAAAAGAUUAUGGUCCUCUAUACAAGCAUUACAAGGGGAGGUAAGUCUGAGAAGACUAACUGGGUUAUGCAUCAGUAUCAUCUGGGGACAGAAGAGGAUGAGAGGGAUGGGGAGUAUGUGAUCUCAAAAAUAUUCUGUCAGCAACAGCAAGUCAAGCCGGGGGAGAAGAAUGAGAAUGAUCCUCUCGAGAGUGGUGAUCCUGCGAGUGUAAAAGUGGACCCUGUCACUCCGAAGUCAGUGACUCCCGAUCCACCUCGUCCAGACAAGCGGUCUUUGGAGUUUGUUUCAGGGCAGGAUCCGUGUGAAGCAGAUGUGAGUGUUCAGCAUGCUACCAAGAUGCAAUCUGUAGAUAAUGAAAUCCAAUGUGAAAUACUAAACUCGGAAACACAUGAGCCUUGCGUGGGAGAGAAUGCUGUUGAUCCAAUGACGGAUGACAACAAUCAGCAGGCCGACGAGGAAGCGAAAUGGUGGGAUAAUGAAUCGCAGUACCUUUUGGACUCCCAACAGCUUGUGGAAGGACUGUCCCUUUGCGACGAGCUUCUUCAAAGCCAAUCUCCUAACAGGGAUGGGAACGACGCUGAGAAGAGAGAGGCCUUGAAGGAUAAUAAGCCCCGUCUCUCUGAUUAUGUCCAGCUAGGAUCUGAGAACCUGAAGAAGGAUCUUGAGGAGUGCCAAAAUCUUACUUUUGAUCCGGCAAAUCUGGAGCUCGAUACACCACCUGACUUCCGGCUGAGCCAACUUGAAUUUGGAUCACAGGACAGCUUUAUUUCUUGGGGAGGAAAGGUGGGUGACUGACUGUUCCGGGCUAUUUGGAGAUAAGUAUAUAGGAUGCGACUUUUUGCUUUUCCUUUUGAAGGCUUAGCCUGUUUAAUCCACGCUUGAAAUGUGAUGUACUGCUGGCCAAACAUGGAGUGGCACAAAACUUGGCACCAGCUUUUUGUGAGUGUUAACGGCUAAAGUGAUCAACUGUGUAUGAAAGUGGAUCAGUAACAACACUAUAUAUAGGGCUGGUAUGGCUCCUCUGUACUUCAGUAAAUGCUUAAGUUUGUAAUGGCUGAUGUUGAAAAGAUUAGGUUCAGUCGAGGUUCUUAAA